Molecule: messenger RNA, 1384 nt
Organism: Phodopus roborovskii (desert hamster)
Lineage: Eukaryota; Metazoa; Chordata; Mammalia; Rodentia; Cricetidae
Gene: Ivl
Product: involucrin
Exons: 1
Coding region: 9-1229 (406 amino acids)
Biological process (GO): keratinocyte differentiation
Cellular component (GO): cornified envelope
Source: RefSeq, a predicted model, not a curated record
CUUCCGAGAUGUCCCAGCAACACAAGUUGCCAGUAACUGCCCCAGCUGUGGUUCAGGAAUCCAUCAAGACUGUGUGUCCUCCAGCUCUUACCCAGCAGGAACAAACGAAGCAGGCAACUUCACAACCUGUGCAAUGGCAGAAGGUGUUCUCUGAGACCCAAGAAAAGGGCCCCACACAAGAAGAGGAGAAGGGCACAACCCCUUUGAAGGGGCUGCCUGAGCAAGAGUGUGAACAACAGCAGCAACAGGAACCACAAGAGAAGCAACUGUCUGGGAAAAAGUCACAGCAGGAGCUGCAGGAGCAGGAACUGCAUCUGAAGAAGCAGCGGCCAUCACAGGAGCCUCAGGGGCUGCACCUAGAAAAAUGUCAGCAAGAGCCACACGAGCAAGAGCUGCACAUGGGCCAGCACCAGCAUCAAGAGCCACAGAGACAGGGAUUGUGCCUAGGAGAGCAGCAGCAGCAGCAGCAGCAGCAGCAGCAGGACACACUGGAACCACAGCAGCUGAGUCUGAGGCAGAACCAGAAGGAGAAGCAGCAGCAGAAAAUUCCUGAGGAGCACGAACUGAUUCCAGGACAGAAGCAGCAGGAGCCACAGAAGCAGGAGCUGCAGCUGGGACAGAAGCAGCAGCAACAGGAGUCACAGGAGCUGCAUCUGAGACAGCAUCAGAACCAUAAGCAUUCUGAACCAGAACUGCACCUGGGAAAGCAGCAGGGUCGGGAGCCACAGGAGCCUGAAGUGCAUCUGGGAAAGAAUCAGGGUCAGGAGUCACAGGAGCCUGAACUGCACCUGGGAAAGCAGCAGGGUCGGGAGCCACAGGAGCCUGAAGUGCACUUGGGACAGGACCAGAAACAGAAGCAGAAACUGCAGGAGCCAGAACUGCAUCUGGGAAAGCAGCAGCAGCAGCAGCAAGAGACAGAACAUGAAGGUUAUCAGGGAACACAGAGUCUAGGUCAGUCACUUAAGCAAAAGAAAGCCUCGAGGGAGCAGCAUCCGGACGACUCACACCUAGAACAGGAGAAGGAGCUCUUGGACCAGCGACUGGAUCAAGACCCAGUGAAGAAAGAUGAGCAACUGGAACAGGAGAAUGAACCAGCUGGGCACUUGACACAGCAGGGGAAGCAGAUAGAGCAAGGCAUCUCAGGCACUGGCCAAGUGCAAGAGACUCAGCCAACCCAACCUGUGAAGAGAGACAGCUUGCCCACUACAGAGAAACAGAGGCAGAACUAGGAAGUACAGUGAUGCCAAAACUCAAGCAAACACCCCAGUGUCCCAAAGACUCUCCAAACAUCCCACAUCAGGGAAGAGAGCCAUCCGCCACACUUCCUUCAGAUCCCUGGCUCACACACUCAUCCAUGCAUCCAUAUGGCCUUGACCUUAUUCAU